Vanessa tameamea is the source of this 622-nucleotide messenger RNA. RefSeq lists its product as uncharacterized. Bases 20 to 613 code for a protein of 197 amino acids. Gene Ontology annotation, biological process: superoxide metabolic process. NCBI's taxonomy places the organism in Eukaryota, Metazoa, Arthropoda, Insecta, Lepidoptera, Nymphalidae. The record is from RefSeq and is a predicted model, not a curated record. The transcript has a single exon. Gene Ontology annotation, molecular function: copper ion binding.
GAAUUUUGUAAUACCUACAAUGUGCGGUCUUAUAUACUUUUAUUUUGUAGUAAUAUUCCAUAGUGUAGUUCUAAUCAAUGGCGAAACCAGAGAGGCAGUAGCGCAUUUGAUGUCUGAACAAGUCAAUGGAACUAUUUAUUUUACAGAGACAGAUAUUGGACUUCGUGUUCAUGGCACAAUAACGGGAUUAAGUACUGGACGGUAUGGUUUUCACGUACAUGAGCUAGGGGACAUAAGUACGUGCAUCGCAACGGGUGCGCACUUCAACCCUUACGAGGCUGAUCACGGCGGACGAGAUCACACCGUGCGACACGUUGGCGAUCUUGGAAAUGUGCAGUUUGUAGGGAAUAACGCAUUAAUCGACUUCGUGGACAAUAUCAUAACUCUUCGAGGUCGAAAUAAUAUUUUGGGUCGUGGCUUGGUGCUUCACGAACAGGAAGAUGACCUAGGUCUAGGUGACCACGAGACGUCCUUAACGACCGGAAACGCUGGUCCAAGAAUAGCGUGCGGAGUAAUAGGAAUCCGAUCACCAUCCGAUUGGAAUUCCGGAAUAUCAGUUAAUCCAUCUGUAUUAUUACUUAUUAUCGGUUUGUUGUUUUUGAUAAUUGAAUGAUAGAUUAAA